Molecule: messenger RNA, 1716 nt
Organism: Leptomonas pyrrhocoris
Lineage: Eukaryota; Euglenozoa; Kinetoplastea; Trypanosomatida; Trypanosomatidae
Exons: 1
Coding region: 1-1716 (571 amino acids)
Biological process (GO): rRNA base methylation
Cellular component (GO): cytoplasm
Molecular function (GO): rRNA (uridine-N3-)-methyltransferase activity
Source: RefSeq, a predicted model, not a curated record
AUGAGCAGCGUCUCCGCGUCUACGCCGUGCUGCGAGCCCCAUGUCCUCCCUGAAGCGCUCUCCAUUCUUCUUGUUGGCGAAGGUAAUUUGAGUUUUGCGUACGCCCUCGUGCGCCGGCUGUCGCGCAGUGGUGCGUUUCGGCGUGCUACGCAGGGCGCGGCAGCAGGCGCACGCGGCUCCGUGGCGGAGGUGGUGGCCACCACCUUUGACAGUGAGGCCGAACUCGCCACCAAGUAUCCGGAGUCCGCCACCUUCCGUGCCUACUUUUCGGCCAAGCAGCGCGUUCCCGCACGCUACUUCGGCUCCGUGAACGCCACCUCCCUCUCGUCGUCCCUGGCGAGCGCACACGUGGACAUUACAAAGCAGCCAUUCCACCUUGUCGUUUUCAACAAUCCCCACAUUGGCUUCGAGGACCUCUACCGGCAGCGUUCUCUUCUUUCCCACUUUUUUUCGAGCGCCGCGGAGCUCCAGAAAGACGGCCCUGCUCUCUGUCAGCCGCAAGAGGUGGUGGUGGCUCUCUGCGAUGAACAGGCGCAGCGGUGGGACUUGCUGGGUUGUGCAGCGCGCAACGGCUACCUCUGCGUCGCAGCUCAGCCACUGCUCCCUGCUGACUACCCCGGCUACACCAAUCGUCGGCACCAGAGCGACGCCGCGUUUCCGUUUCGACGAAUGGCGCAGUACUGGUUUGUGCAGCCCUCCCCCGAGCUGCAGACGACGCUGUGGGAGCUGCGCCGUGAGAUCGCCACAUGGGAACGGGUCCGGCGGCAACACGCGGAAAAGCAGCAGCCGUGCAGUUUCUCUUGCGCGUCGUGGCUUCAAGUGGCGGACGCUUUACUGACGGCGCCUCCCUCUUCGACCACUGCGUCCGUUGUGAAGGCGGAGCCGCCACCUUCAGAGAGUCGUAGCGACAAUGAUGACUUCUCCCUCAACUACGAUUCGCGCUACGCAACACUGCCGAUGCCGCUGCUGCAUCCAACUUUAGUCGCGGACGUACUUCCGGCGCUCCUUUUCUCUCGGAGUGCAGCUGUGCUGCCGCCAGCCCAGGACUUCUUCACGCCGUACCUGCCGAGUGCAGCGUGGGUGUCGCUCUACCGGGCACAGCGGGGGGCGGAGGAGCGGCGCUCCACCGUGGCAACAGCGACGAACCAAGGCGCUGCGGUGCCACCCCACCUUGACGCGGCACAGCUGGGACGCCCACUAAAUACAAAAGAGGCAAAGAAGCUGGAGCGCUACUUAACCGGCUACGGUGCCGCGAUGAAGGCAAAGGCAAUUCAGCAAAAAGCGCAGGCAUCGGUGGCGCACAACACGGGAAGCUGGCUGUGCACCGCCUGCACCGUACCACGCACCUUUGAGACGGAGCUGGACUUGCAGCAGCACCAGUCGUCGAAGCACUCCGGCGCCGUGCAGCUCGCCCCCACCCUCUACGCCAGGGUUCAUGAGCAAAUUGAAGCGCCCGCCGUGCCGGCCUCGCCUGACGCACUCGAAACCGCACUGGAAACGAUGUCGCUGCAGGACCGCGAUAACUGCGGCUACUGUUCCGUUUGCGGGCUACGGUACAAGACGCCAGCGGCUUACGAAGAGCACCUGCUGUAUCUCUCGCCACUUCCAGGUGAUGUAGAGACCUGUCUCACGUGCGACUUGUGCGUUCCACCUAAACAAUUCACAGAUCGGCGAGGUCUGGAGCAGCACCGCAGUUCUAAGCACCUCAGCGCAUAA